This is a messenger RNA of Rhinolophus ferrumequinum (greater horseshoe bat), 4438 nucleotides long. It is a transcript of the gene ZNF283, whose product is annotated as zinc finger protein 283. The record is from RefSeq and is a predicted model, not a curated record. The transcript has 8 exons. The coding region runs from base 708 to 2825 and encodes 705 amino acids. Gene Ontology annotation, molecular function: DNA-binding transcription factor activity, RNA polymerase II-specific; RNA polymerase II cis-regulatory region sequence-specific DNA binding. NCBI's taxonomy places the organism in Eukaryota, Metazoa, Chordata, Mammalia, Chiroptera, Rhinolophidae. Gene Ontology annotation, biological process: regulation of DNA-templated transcription.
UCUGUACUCCAGAAUGCGUUCCUCUUCCUUUGCUGAGAACCUUUUAAUUCACCCUCGGCCACACCAAAGAUACGUGAAAAGCUACGCGGUCGCCGAAGCCGGGAGCUACUACCUCCAGCAAAGCCCAGAUAGGCUUAGGUAAUGCGUCUUUCAUAAGCGGGGCCGAGUUGCAUGCUGGUACAUUCCGAAGGUCCCAGUUUCCGGGGAUUUGCCUGCUGUGGACUACAUUUCCCAGAAGUCUUCACGUACAGAGCUUUUCAGCGCUGGGCGAGUUUGCCUGCGGGGAGCACUUGAAACGGCGAGGCUCCCAGCCGCCUAGGAUUUUCCGUCUCUCAUUUCCCAUAAGCCUCUGGGCCCAAACUGGCCACGGGCUCUGAGUCCUUUUCCGGUGUCUUCUAGGUUCUUGGGCGCUGCGCGGUGAGUUGUCCGCGUCGCAGGAAGUAGUCACCACCGGGUAAGGGCGGCAGAGCUCAGUCGACUUUACCGGAGCGGGAUUGGAACCGGCGUUAAGUCCGCUUGUGCUCCAAGAAAUGCUGGCGUCUCAUGAUUCCCCUUUCCCCCCACUGAUGUCGGGUUUCUAAGAAGGACCCCGAGGAGGAAAGAAUUUUUACAUAUUUAUAAAUCGAGGUUCAGACUUUAAAGCUGACUUACAUAAUUCGUGUUCAUUCACGGGAGGAUCUUGACAGUGAACGUGACUUAUUGUAGUGAUGAGCAACAGCCACAGGAUGUUCAAGAGCUGCUCUGGCUUUUCUGGACUUUGUGCUUCACCAGUAGAGGAACCCCAUGGAGCGUUAAUUAAUUCUUGCAAUUCUAGAGCCAUGACUAAUGGGUCGGUGACUUUCAGGGAUGUGGCCAUUGACUUCUCUCAGGAGGAGUGGGAGUGCCUGGACCCAGCUCAGAGGGCCUUGUACAUGGAUGUGAUGUUGGAGAACUAUAGUAACUUGGUCUCACUGGAUUUGGAGUCAACAUAUGAGACCAAAAAUACAUGUUCAGGAAAGAACAUUUUUGAAAUAAAAUUUUCCCAGUGGGAGAUAAAGGAAAGAAAUAAGACCCUUGGCCUUGAGGCAUCCAUUUUUAAGAAUAAUCAGAAGUGCAAAAGCAAAUUCAAGGGACUACAGGGACAUCAGGAGGAAUACUUCGGUCAAAUGAUAAUCAGCUAUGGAAAAAUGCCCACUUACAGAAAAAGUAAAUCUCUUACUGCACAGCAAAGAAUUCGUACUCCAGAGAAACCCUGUGUUUGUAAGGAAUGUGGGAAGGCUUGUAGUCAUGGUUCAAAACUUGUUCAACAUGAGAGAACUCAUACAGCUGAAAAACAUUUUGAAUGUAAAGAAUGUGGGAAGGACUUUUUUAGUGCCUAUAAACUCACUGUGCACCAGAGAUUUCAUACUGGUGAGAAACCCUACAAAUGUAAGGAAUGUGGGAAGGCCUUUAGUUGGGGAUCAAGUCUUGUUAAACAUGAGAGAAUCCAUACUGGUGAGAAACCCUACGAAUGUAAAGAAUGUGGGAAGGCCUUUAGUCGUGGCUAUCACCUUACUCAGCAUCAGAAAAUUCAUAUUGGUGUGAAAUCCUAUGAAUGUAAGGAAUGUGGGAAGGCCUUUUUUUGGGGCUCAAGCCUUGCUAAACAUGAGAUAAUUCAUUCAGGUGAGAAACCUUAUAAAUGUAAAGAAUGUGGGAAGGCCUUCAGUCGUGGCUAUCAACUUACUCAGCAUCAGAAAAUCCAUACUGGUAAGAAACCUUAUGAAUGUAAAGUAUGCGGAAAGGCUUUUUGUUGGGGCUAUCAACUUACUCGACAUCACAUAUUUCAUACUGGCAAGAAACCUUACGAAUGUAAGGAAUGUGGGAGGACAUUUAAUUGUGGCUCGAGUCUUAUUCAACAUGAAAGAAUUCAUACUGGUGAGAAACCCUAUGAAUGUAAAGAAUGUGGAAAGGCUUUUAGUCGUGGCUAUCACCUUACUCAACAUCAGAAAAUCCAUACCGGUGAGAAACCUUUUGAAUGUAAGGAAUGUGGGAAAGCCUUCAGUUGGGGUUCAAGCCUUGUUAAACACGAGAGAGUCCAUACUGGUGAGAAAUCCUACGAAUGUAAAAAAUGUGGCAAAACCUUUGGCAGUGGUUAUCAACUUACUCGACAUCAGAUAUUUCAUAAUGGAGAGAAACCCUAUGAAUGUAAGGAAUGUGGGAAAGCCUUUAAUUGUGGCUCAAGUCUUGUUCAACAUGAGAGAAUUCAUACUGGUGAGAAACCCUAUGAAUGUAAAGAAUGUGGAAAGGCUUUUAGUCGUGGCUAUCACCUUACUCAACAUCAGAAAAUCCAUACUGGUGAGAAACCUUUUAAAUGUAAGGAAUGUGGGAAGGCCUUCAGUUGGUGUUCAAGCCUUGUUAAACAUGAGAGAGCCCAUACUGGUGAGAAAUCCUAUGAAUGUAAAGAAUGUGGGAAGGCUUUUAGUCGUGGCUAUCACCUUACUCAACAUCAGAAAAUCCAUACCGGUGAGAAACCUUUUGAAUGUAAGGAAUGUGGGAAAGCCUUCAGUUGGGGUUCAAGCCUUGUUAAACAUGAGAGAGCCCAUACUGGUGAGAAAUCCUAUGAAUGUAAAGAAUGUGGGAAGACCUUUAGAAGUGGCUAUCAACUUUGUGUUCAUCAGAGAUUUCAUACUGAUGAGAAACCUUAUCAAUGUGAGGAAUUUGGGAAGUCUUUUACUCAUGGCUCAAGUCUUGUUCAACGUGAGAGAACUCAUAGUAAUGAUAAACCCUAUGACUAUAAGGAAUGUGGGGAAGCCUUUAUAUGGCCGUCUUACUCAAAUGAGUCAGUUGAUACUGGUGAGACCUUAUGAUUGAAGAGAUGUCAAAGAACAUUUUUCUGUGUGUGUAUGGACGACUUACAACAAGAAGAGAAAUCUUACUCUUGAGAAACCUUAUGAAUGUAGGGAAUGUGCAAAAGCCUUACCUGUGUAUGGACAGUUUACUUGAUACCAGAGAAUUCAUACUAGUGAGAAAUACUUUGAAUAUAAGGAAUAUGAAAAGGCCUUUAGAUUUCUUCACGAUCUUAUUGAAUGUCAAUUUACACUGAUGUAAAACCAUUUCAACGAAAGGAAUAUCUUUAUUCAUGGCACAAAGUCUGAUAAACAUUGGAAAAUUUAUACUCAUUAGAAAUAUUUUAAGGAAUGUGGAAAGACUUAUAGAUGAGGUGAACGUCUUAGGGUACAUAAUAGGAUUCCUCCAAAUGAGAAACCCUUUGGAUUAGAAUGUAGGACCGCCUUUAGACAAGUGCUGUUCAAAUUUGUCUAGAGACUAGUGCCAGCUGACAAAAUUGUUACCUGUCCAUCAUGAGAUAAAUGCACAAAAUGAGAGUGAAUGUUUGGAAACUUUUACAGCAAUUUGAUAUGAUACUGCCAUGGCAUCGUUACAUUUUACAAAAGUAUCAAUCAGUCCAUGAAUGAUUGGAAAUUAAAUACAAAAGUUUGCCCUUUUUCAGAAAUAAUUUGAGAGACAUCUACACUUUUAAAGACAUGAGACAAGUUGUGAUAUGAUUUAAUUAGAAUAAGAAACCCCUCACUUGUCACCUCUCUGAUUAGAAUAGCAGAGUAUUCAUACUAUAGGAUUUGGCAAAUGUGGGAAUCACAACUUCCUUAAGCCCAUAAAAGCAUAAAUUUAUACGAAGGUUGUUCAUUUAGCAAAUGUAUAGAAGACUUCCAACACUUCAGUCUGUUAAAUUUCAGCAAAUUCAUCCUAGAGUGUAACUGUUAAUAUAACAGGUAGAAAGCCACUUAUCCAUAGCCAAACCAUACUUGUCCUCACAUUCCACCUCCUUACUACCUGUGGAAUGUUGGGCAAAAUGCCUAUCCCCAGUGGGCGUCAUCACUAAAAUGCUGGUGAUGGUAACUAAUAGUGCUGUUGUAGAGAUCGAAUGGAUUUAGUGUGCAUCAGGUCCUUUGAAGAGCAUCUGGUAUGAAGCUUAUGCUCAAUAGAUAUUAGCUGUUGUUCUUACCCUCCUCAUUCGUAUUACUAGUGAAUUCUCCGGAGAGGAACACACAUUGGUAUAAUGAAUUUAAGAAAGCUUUUCAUAACCACUUAUUCAUUUGAAUUUCAGAUAGUUCAUUCUGGAUGAGAUUUAGGAAAACAAAGAACUUGAGAGGAUUUUUAUUCAGAAUUUAGCCCUUAAGCUGCAUGAAAAAUUAAGGCUGAAAAGAAAAGUGGAUUUAGCAAGUGUUAAGAUGUUGGGAAUAUACCUCUUGAAGAACCGGGGAGAGGUGUGAAGCAAUUCUCCUGUGAUAAAUUCCAAGAGACAGAAUAGAAUAUUUGUCCAAGUGCUUGCUGAUCCUUAGUUAUCUGUUCAUAUUAAAGGACAAGGCCUUAAAAACCUGAUUCAAGUCACAUGUGGUGGGACAGGAAUUGUAUCAGCAGAUGUACAUGUCAAGAAGUGCUAAAUGGAUUUCUUCAAGCUGAA